UUCAGGUUCACUCUGUCCAGAUUACCAGAAGACGUCUGCGUACAGGGAAGGACACGGCUCGUUCUACCCUCAAUAAAUUAUUACCAGAUUGCAGUUCCUAUUCGCGCAGGGCAGAGAGAGUGGAUGUAACCGGUAGAGGGGUUUCUUUUUCGUCAGGCUCUUCCAGAAUCUAUUUUUUUUCUCCUGUUUAAUUGAUGCAGUUGAACAGCGAUUAAAACAGGUGACAUCGAUCUGGUUGAAAGGACAUGACAAGCGAGAGGCCGGCGGUGAAGAUGCCGGGUGCUUUGUCGCUUUCUGACCGACAAAUCCCAGCGGGUCAUGGGCAGCCAGUGGGCUCUGGUACCGGGGAAAUAAUGGUAUCUGGCUCGGGCUCUAUGGUUCUACCGGCCGGGAUGAUCAACCCGCAGGUUCCCAUCCGGAAUAUCAAGAUGAAAUUCGCGGUUCUGAUCGGAUUGAUCCAGGUGGGGGAGGUUAGCAACAGAGAUAUCGUGGAGACUGUGCUCAACCUGCUGGUGGGGGGUGAGUUUGACCUGGAGCAGAACUUCAUCAUAGCGGCGGCAGAGAGCCUGGGCUGUAUGGUGGAGCUGUUGGAGCACUGUGAUGUGACCUGCCAGGCUGAGGUGUGGUCCAUGUUCACAGCCAUCCUCAGGAAGAGUGUCCGUAACCUCCAGACCAGCACUGAGGUGGGCCUCAUAGAGCAGCUGCUGUUGAAGAUGAGCUCCGUUGACGACAUGAUCGCAGACCUGCUGGUGGAUAUGUUAGGAGUGCUGGCCAGCUACAGCAUCACAGUGAAGGAGCUCAAACUGCUGUUCAGUAUGCUGAGGGGAGACCGAGGACUCUGGCCGAGGCAUGCAGUGAAGCUGCUGUCUGUUCUGAACCAGAUGCCUCAGAGACACGGUCCAGACACUUUCUUCAACUUCCCCGGACGCAGUGCUGCGGCCAUAGCGCUGCCUCCCAUUGCCAAGUGGCCUUACCAGAACGGCUUCACUCUCAACACCUGGUUCAGGAUGGACCCUCUAAACAACAUCAAUGUAGACAAAGACAAACCAUAUCUCUACUGCUUUCGCACCAGUAAAGGAAUCGGCUACUCUGCACAUUUCGUGGGCAACUGUCUGAUCGUGACGUCGCUGAAGUCUAAAGGCAAAGGCUUCCAGCACUGUGUCAAAUAUGACUUUCAACCUAGGAAGUGGUACAUGAUCAGCAUCGUCCAUAUCUACAACCGCUGGAGGAACAGUGAGAUCCGUUGCUAUGUCAACGGUCAGCUGGUCUCCUAUGGCGACAUGGCCUGGCACGUCAACACCAACGAUAGUUAUGAUAAGUGCUUCCUGGGUUCGUCGGAGACAGCUGACGCUAACAGGGUAUUCUGUGGUCAGCUGGGGGCCAUCUAUGUGUUCUCUGAGGCUCUCAACCCAGCUCAGAUAUUUGCCAUUCAUCAGCUGGGAGCGGGCUAUAAGAGUACGUUUAAGUUUAAGUCGGAGAGUGACAUCCACCUGGCGGAGCACCAUAAGCAGGUCCUGUAUGAUGGGAAGCUGGCCAGCUCCAUCUCCUUCACCUACAACGCCAAGGCUACCGACGCCCAGCUCUGCCUGGAGUCAUCGCCCAAGGAGAACGCCUCCAUCUUCGUCCACUCACCCCACGCCCUUAUGCUACAGGAUGUGAAGGCCAUAGUGACCCACUCCAUCCACAGUGCUAUCCACUCUAUAGGAGGAAUCCAGGUGCUGUUCCCGCUCUUCUCCCAGCUGGACUAUCAUCAACCCAAUGACCAGUACAACUACCAGCACCAUGAGACCCAGCUGGAGACUACCGUCUGUGCCACCCUCCUGUUCCUGGUUGACCUGUUGAAGAGCUCGGUGGCUAUGCAGAACAGAUGCUGGAGGGAAAGGAUUCCUUGUAAUCGGUUUUCUGUUGGAAAGCUGCGCCAGCACUCUCACACUCACACCAUCCUGCAUCUGUGCUCCAGGGUCCACAUCACACGUGCGGUCCUUGAGCAGUUCUGUGCGUUCGCUAAAUACCUGGACGUAACCCAUGGAGCGCCACUCCUCAAACAGCUCUGUGACCACAUACUGUUCCGCGCAGCCAUCUGGAUACACACCCCUGCCAAGGUCCAGCUCUCACUGUACACGUACCUGUCUGCAGAGUUUAUCGGCAAGGCAACCAUCUACACCACCAUCCGUCGUAUUGGGACAGUGCUGCAGCUGAUGCACAGUCUGAAGUACUACUACUGGGCCUGCAACCCUGAGGCCAGCAGUGCCAUUACACCUAAAGGACUGGAUGGUCCAAGGCCCACCCAGCAGGAGAUCAUCUCUCUCAGGGCUUUCAUGUUGCUGUUCCUUAAACAACUCAUCCUCAAGGGUGAUGUUCAACUGCUGGCUCGAAGACUGAGAGCAUCAGAGUCCAGUCCCUCAAAAAGGAAGGUUGAGAUCAUGCACACACACAGUCUCUUCACUCUGCUGGGGGAGAGGCUGAUGCUACACACUAAUACUGUAUCAGUGACCAUCUACAACACGCUGUACGAGAUCCUGACUGAGCAGGUGUGUACCCAGGUCGUCCACAAACCCCACCCUGAACCAGACUCUACAAUCAAGAUACAGAACCCCAUGAUCCUUAAGGUAGUAGCGACUCUGUUGAAGAGCUCGUCCCCCAGCGUUGAGCUGAUGGAGGUUCGACGUCUCUUCCUCUCAGACAUGAUCAAACUGUUCAGCAACAGCCGCGAAAACCGACGGUGUCUGCUGCAGUGUUCAGUAUGGCAGGARUGGAUGUUCAGUCUGGGCUAUAUCAACCCUAAAAACCCAGAGGAACAGAAGAUGAUGGAGAUGGUCUAUAGCCUUUUUAGGAUCCUGCUCUACCAUGCCAUCAAGUAUGAGUGGGGAGGUUGGAGGGUCUGGGUGGAUACACUCUCCAUCGCUCACUCCAAGGUAACGUACGAGGCCCAUAAGGAGUACCUGGCUAAGAUGUAUGAGGACUACCAGCGUCAGGAGGAGGAGAACAUUAAGAAGGGGAGGAAGGGUCUGGUCAGCACCAUCUCAGGCCUGCAGGACCUCCAGGCCGGGGGCAUCCAGGGGAACAUGGAGAUCAGAGAGGUAGACGACCACUCUCAGACACAGACCCCGGAGAGCGAGGCCGACUACCCCGAGACUCCUGGCCACCCCCGGGACAUACUGUCGGAGGCGAAGACGGGGAAGGAGGGGGGGCUCGAGGGGACAGAGAGGACGGGGUCAGGGGUCAGAGUGGAGGUUCAUGACCUGCUGGUGGACAUCAAGGCUGAGAAGGUGGAAGCCACGGAGGUGAAGCUGGAGGACCUGGACCUGUCUCCAGAGCCGCUGGGCGUGACAGUGGGUGUGGCUGGGGGUGUUGUCUCUGAGGACAGGGGCGGGGCGUUGGUCCAGGUGGACUCCCUAUUGGACAACGUGUACUGUGCUGCUGUAGAGAAGCUGAGCAGCAGCGCCGCCAGCGGAGUAAUGGUCCCCAACGCAACCGUCGGUGUAGCCCCCGACAACCACAACACCGGUCCCCUCAUCACCCUCGCUGACGACGACAAGGACAGUCUCCCUAGCAACAGCAGCUUCCUGUUUGGCCAGGAAGAGCCCCUGGUCCUGCCAAGUCCUGGUUCUAACCCUGAUCCAGACCCCGAGUCCCCUUUGCCCCUGGGCCACAGCCAUGACCUGGGCCUGCUGGACCACAUGACUGGCAGCUCUGAGCUGGGGACCGUUGGCAUGGUCGGCACGGUCAGUCCUGGUGGUCCGAUCAGCAGCAUCCUGGAGGAGGAGAGGUUGAAGCUCCAGACCACCCUGGGUGACGUCACCUCCAUGCCCAGGGAAGAGGCCUGCUCUAAGGGGUCAGAGUUCACAGAGACCAGGGUUGGAGCUAGGGCUGGAGGGUCUGGGUUGUCGGAGGCGUGCGAGCCCUUGGCUGGUGGGAAAGGUAGUGGGUCAGAUGCAGUCAGGAACACCUCAGACACAGAGAGGUCAGACGAAGGAAAGGAGGUUAAGAAGAUACAGACCACUGCUACUACACAGUCCCUUCAUAGUCGUACAGCAGCCCAGUUAGAGCGUGACCUGCGUGUGGACCUGGGCUUCAGAGGGAUGCCCAUGACAGAGGAGCAGCGGCGCCAGUUCAGCCCUGGCCCUCGCACCACCAUGUUCCGCAUCCCAGAGUUCAAAUGGUCGCCCAUGCACCAGCGCCUCCUCACCGACCUGCUGUUGGCCCUGGAGACAGACGUGCACGUCUGGAGGAGCCAUUCAACCAAAUCUGUCAUGGACUUUGUCAACAGCAAUGAGAACAUAAUCUUUGUCCACAACACCAUCCACCUCCUCUCUCAGAUGGUAGACAACAUCAUCAUCGCCUGUGGAGGGAUCCUUCCUCUGCUCUCCGCUGCCACCUCUCCUUCUGCUGAGUUGGAGAACAUCGAGGCGGUCCAGGGCAUGUCUUCAGAGACGGCUGUUUCCUUCCUGUCCCGUCUCAUGGCCAUGGUGGACGUUCUGGUGUUUGCCAGCUCACUCAACUUCUCUGAGAUCGAGGCUGAGAAGAACAUGUCCUCUGGAGGCCUGAUGAGACAGUGUCUACGACUGGUGUGUUGUGUAGCAGUGAGGAACUGUCUGGACGUUAGACAGAGACAGAGGGACAGAGGGACCAACAGUAAGAGCCAGGACAACCUGUAUGGUACAGCAUCUGCCAACAAGGACCCUGACAGACUUCUACAGGACGUCGACAUCAACCGUCUGAGAGCUGUCGUGUUCCGGGAUGUGGAUGACAGUAAGCAGGCCCAGUUCUUGGCCCUAGCGGUGGUCUACUUCAUCUCUGUCCUCAUGGUGUCAAAGUACAGGGACAUCCUGGAACCCCAAAGAGAGCCCAACAGGAUGAUCAGCCAAUCAGCAUGCAGAAUUCGCCACGAGAUCAACUCACCUACCAGCACAGAGACCCCCCUGGCAUACCCUGACCACAGUAAGGCGCCCCCCACCCCUGUAGAGGAGCUCCACAUAGAGAGAGGCUGUCUGCCGCACACUGACUCUGGCAUUGGAGAGGAACAGGUGACCAGUGUGUUAAAUGGGGCAGACCUGGACCCUUCAGGACCUGGGCGAGUUGAUGUCAUGUCCUCCCUGCUCGGCAGCCUUUCCUCUGGGGAGAAGCAUAGCCAAGAGUUCCUCUUGGAGCCGCCUGGCCUGGAGGUUCUAACGACCGCCUCCUCCAUCUCCUCGAUCAGCCAAUCAAACAUCAACGUCAGAGAGAUUCUGAAGAGCCUAGUGGCUGGGCCUGUAGAGAGGGUGGAGCCUGGACCAGAGCCCCUCCCCUACCCUGAUCCUGCCGUACAGAGAGAGACCCAUCACCCCAUGCUGCCCAUGCAGUUCCACUCCUUUGACAGGAGUGUGGUGGUCCCAGUGAAGAAACCCCCACCAGGCAGUCUGACUGUGAACACGGUUGGACACACAUCCUCCAGUAGCCUGGCAACAGGCUCCACCCCCAACAUCUUUUCUGCAGCCUCCAACACCGCCAAGAGCAUGAUCAACACCACCGGAGCUACAGACUCAGCCUCCUCUUCCUCCACCUCUUCCUCAUCCUUCGUCAACGGCGCCACCAGUAAAAACCUGCCUGCUGUCCAGCCGGUGGCGCCCAUGCCUGAAGACACAGUGGAGAACAUGAGUGCGUUGCUCUGUGAGGUGGACCAGGAUCUGAGAGUCUUUAGUUGGUCCCUGCAGCGUGGCCACACAGAGACAGAGAUGGCCCCCAGAGGUGCAGGCCAGUGUCAUAGGCAAGCACUGUUUAACAUCGCUCACACAGGUGUUACUGUCUCACUGAUACACUCAUCCCUUCACCUUCAUAUUAUUCCCAGGAGUGACUACAAUGUUAGCCCCUCCCACAUGUCGUUGGUGAAGUUUCGUCUGGUGUGUAUGAAGUCCAGCACCUCUGUCGUGGAACUGGUCAUGCUGCUCUGCUCUCAGGAGUGGCAGAACUCGAUCCAGAAAAAUGCAGGCCUUGCCUUCAUUGAGCUCAUCAAUGAGGGAAGAUUGCUGUGUCAUGCUAUGAAGGACCACAUUGUGCGUGUUGCCAAUGAGGCAGAGUUCAUCCUCAACAGACAGAGAGCAGAAGAUGUCCAUAAACACGCUGAGUUUGAGUCUAACUGUGCCCAGUACACUGCUGAUCGGAGGGAGGAGGAGAAGAUGUGUGAUCACCUGAUCAGCGCUGCCAAACACAGAGACCAUGUGACUGCCAACCAGCUCAAACAGAAGAUCCUCAACAUCCUCACCAAUAAGCAUGGAGCCUGGGGCAGCCUGGCACAGAGUCAGCUGAAUGACUUUGGCGUCUGGACUACUGGGAGGGACGACCUACGGAGGAGGCGGAGAUUCGUACGGAACCCCUUUGGCUGCACCCUGGACAUUCCCUGCAAGACGUUAGACGACUAUGGCAGCGAGGAGGACGAGUUGGUCAAGUCGAAGAAGGGGUUCCGCAGCCAGGCAGUAGCCAAUCAGAGCCCAGAGACGGACCUGAUGUUGGAUGGAGACGACGACACUGCCAGUCUGCUGCAGGAGAAGGAGAUGGACAACCUGGCUGGCCCAGUGGUUCUCAGCACCCCAGCCCAGCUCGUGGCCCCAGUAAUAGUGGCGCGAGGGACGAUCUCCAUCACGACGACCGAGAUCUAUUUCGAAGUGGACGAGGAUGACCCCUCCUUCAAACGGCUUGACUCCACGGUCCUGGCGUACUCAGAGGGUCUGCAUGGUAAAUGGAUGUUCAGUGAGAUCAGAGCGGUCUUCUCCAGGCGAUACCUGCUCCAGAACACUGGCCUGGAGGUCUUCAUGGCCAACAGGACGUCAGUGAUGUUUAACUUCCCAGACCAGGCCACAGUGAAGAAGGUGGUCUACAGUCUACCCAGGGUCGGAGUGGGAACCAGCUAUGGCCUACCACAAGCCAGGCGUAUCUCCAUGGCGACGCCCCGGCAGCUCUUCAAGUCAUCCAACAUGACCCAGCGCUGGCAGAGGAGGGAGAUCUCCAACUUCGAGUACCUCAUGUUCCUCAACACCGUCGCAGGGAGGACCUACAAUGAUCUGAACCAGUACCCGGUGUUUCCCUGGGUUCUCACCAACUAUGAGUCCGAGGAGCUGGACCUCACCCUGCCGGGCAACUUCAGAGAUCUCUCCAAGCCAAUCGGAGCGUUGAACCCGAAGCGUGCAGUGUUCUAUGCAGAGCGCUAUGAGACCUGGGAAGAGGACCAGACACCCCCAUAUCACUACAACACCCACUACUCCACCGCUAACUCCACCCUGCUCUGGCUGCUCAGGAUAGAACCUUUCACCACGUUCUUCCUGAAUGCUAACAACAACAAGUUUGACCAUCCAGACCGGACCUUCUCAGCCAUCACCCGCUCCUGGAGGCACUGCCAGAGAGACACCUCAGACGUCAAGGCCCUGGAAAGUGAGUUUGUGUCAUGUCAGCUGCAUCAGUGGGUUGACCUUAUUUUCGGCUACAAGCAGCGCGGGCCCGAGGCGGUGCGCGCCCUCAAUGUCUUUCACCACCUGACCUACGAGGGUUCCGGUAGCCUGGACAGCAUCACUGACCCCGCCCUCAGAGAGGUUUUGGAAGCUCAGAUUCUGAUUGUUGGACAGACUCCGUCUCAGUUGCUCAUCGAGCCACAUCCUCCUCGCAGCUCGGCCAUGCACCUGUGUGUGUUCCUCAUCCUGCCUCCUGUCCUCCUCCUCCUGCAGCAGGAUGUGAUCAUGGUGUUGAAGUUUCCCUCCAACUCCCCGGUGACCCACGUAGCAGCCAAACCCUGCCAUCACCUCUCUGUCCCUGCCGCUGUCACCGUCACCUGUAGCCGACUGUUCGCUGUCAACCGCUGGCACACACCUGUAACCCUGAGGCCAGGCCAGACCGUUGUACUGAAUUCUAACUAAGUUAUCCCUCUGUGUGUGUGUGUAGCCAACAACWCCGGGAGUAACAAGCGUCAGAUCACAGACUUGGUUGAUCAGAGCAUCCAGAUCAACACACACUGCUUCGUGGUUACCGCCGACAACCGCUACAUCCUGGUCUGUGGCUUCUGGGACAAGAGCUUCAGAGUUUACUCUACUGAGACAGGUAAGCUGACCCAGAUAGUGUUUGGCCACUGGGACGUGGUGACGUGUCUGGCCAGGUCAGAGAGCUACAUCGGGGGAGACUGCUACAUCGUGUCAGGGUCCAGAGAUGCUACACUGCUACUGUGGUACUGGAGCGGACGACACCACAUCAUAGGAGACAACCCCAACAACAGUGACUACCCGGCACCGCGAGCUGUGCUGACCGGUCAUGACCAUGAGGUGGUGUGUGUCUCUGUGUGUGCCGAGCUGGGACUGGUCAUCAGUGGAGCCAAAGAGGGUCCGUGUCUGGUMCACACUAUAACAGGGGACCUGCUGCGGGCCCUGGAGGGCCCAGAUAACUGCAUGUGUCCCCGCCUCAUAUCUGUGUCCAGCGAGGGCCACUGUAUCAUCUGCUACGAGAGAGGACGUUUCUGUAACUUCAGCAUCAACGGAAAACUACUGGCUCAGAUGGAGGUCAACGACUCAACACGGGCCAUUAUGCUGAGUAGUGACGGUCAGAACCUGGUGACAGGAGGAGACAACGGGGUGGUGGAGGUGUGGCAGGCCUGUGACUUCAAACAGCUCUACAUCUACCCAGGCUGUGAUGCUGGUGUCCGCGGCAUGCGACUACCUCUCUCAACGAGACCAGAGGUCUAGACUCUCAUCACUGGCAUGGCAUCCGGCAGCAUUGUGGCGUUCAACAUCGACUUCAACCGGUGGCACUACGAGCACCAGAACAGAUACUGAGGGUUACAGAGACAGAGAGGCAGUACAACAUGGCUGCUGGUUUGGAGGACACCUGGACACUACUGUUAACUACUGUUAACCAACUAUACAGGUUAACUGCUGUUAACUACCUAUACAAGUUAACUAGGGUUAACUAACUACUUGUAUAAGUGUUAACUAACCAUACAGGUCAACUACAAGUUAACUAACUAACCAUACAGGUUAACUAACUAACUAACCAUAAGCUCUUAACCAGGUUAGUAAUACAGUGGGGCCUGAAUAAUGACUGUAUAAAAUAAAUAAUUCAAAUACUGAGCUAUAUUAUAUGCUCCAAAAAAAUGAAAA
Messenger RNA from Salvelinus sp. IW2-2015, 9113 nucleotides. The record is from RefSeq and is a predicted model, not a curated record. Lineage: Eukaryota; Metazoa; Chordata; Actinopteri; Salmoniformes; Salmonidae.